GGGAAAAAAAGAAGCCAGUGUCUGGUAAUUCAGUUUUUCCCCUCCUCCUAUUUCCAUACUGAGCUGAAAAAUAUUCUCUGAUUGUGGCGUAUCACAAUAGCCUGUGUCUGGACCUGGUUGCUCUGGGUGAUGGCUACUAAAAGUAUGGUGUGUGAGAGAGGCUUCUGAGAUGUCUCUUCCCAAGGCUGCACUGCUGUCACGGGGCACAGAGGAAUAAAAGAGACAAUUUUCUGGAAGGUAUGGCAUUUCUGUUGUCAGUACUACAUCUGGUUGCCUUAGGAGGGGAUCAACUCACUGCCUCCCUCUCAUGCUACGUUGUUGUUGGCUGAACAACCAGAAAGGUCAUUUAAAGUCUUUUCAGAACUGCAUUUCAAAUGCAGGACCACUCUGCCAGAGAAAGCAGAGGGAACGUACGGUUUUGAUGGAAGAAGGGAGUGGACAUGUUUGUGCAUGCUUCCCACUUCUAGGAAUGAGCUGGUUCGGGGCUUGAGUGACGUUGCUGUUGUGCUGCACUGUUGGUUAUGUUUAAGGAGUGAGCUUUUUCGAAAUGAGUGAAGGCAUUUUAUUUAGCUGUGGUGUGGACUGAAACAGCCACAGUUUGAGGGUUGUUAAUGAAAGCUAGAAGUAUGUGUUGGAGAAGCACACAGCUGUUUUGUAAGGAUGAGGCUAGUUAUAUUACCAGUCAAGCUGACUGUUUAGAUCUCGUUGUAAAGUGUGUGCCAUUGUUAAGCAAAGGAAUGGACAAAGCCUGAUCUUGUCAAUUGUGGAGCACUCCUGAUAGGAUUUAUGCUGCUCUGCAUUUGGAAGUUUGUAUUAAAUAAAGCGCAUGGCUUUGGAGCAACUUCUCAUAGCUCCAAAGUUUUGAAGCAAGAGCAGAAAAGUGUCUUUGAGUAGGAAGUACAGUGAGAAUUAGUGAUGCUGAAAAUAGAAAUUCAAAAUCAGGAGUACCUUAGGACUUGCUCUGGUAAGAUCUGCUGUUGUAAAGCCUUUUUUUUUCACUGUGCUUUUGACUGGGCAAUAGGGGCUAUUCUUCUGCACUGUUCUACCAUUGUGCUUCAAUUCUGCAUCAUUUUGCACACUGCAUAUUGGAUCUUGGUUACUUUAGUUCUGGUCUCAUUCCAACUUAAUUCCUGUCUGCUGAACUGACUUUCUCCUACAGAUGCUUGUCUCUUUAGUCUGUUCCUUCAACUUCCACACCGCACUGUGCCAAAAUCCUCUUCUUGCCAGUCCUGUCUCAGGCUGCUAGUGCUAAGUACAGUUGCAUGACUGUACUUUAAUGCACUUUUUUUUUUUUUUUUUUAAUUUCUUCUUUUAUUCCCUUGGCUCCUCCUACAGUGGUUACAAGAGAUGCAGUUUGAGUUUUCUUUCCGCCAGCUGUGUGCAGGCACUUGGUAGAAUGAAAAAGUGAGAGAGGGAUAAUGGAGAAGGGCACUUGAUGUGGUCAGGGUUGUUGUUCUGGGAUGGGAAGGUGGUGUGAAAGCAAAGGGAAGGAAAAACAACGUUCUCCUUUUCUUCUGCCUUCCUCCAGCUUCCAUUUUUCAGUCUCUCCUGGCAGUAGAUCUGGUAUUUUUUUCCUGAAACUGCUGUUCAGAUUCCUAAAUACUCCAGAACGAAGCUGGUACUUCAUCACAUCUGCUCUGUGAGUCCUUCACAAGAGCAGUGCUCUGUUGCUGUUGGCAAAGCAGAGAGGUGCAGUAAUGGUCUUAGAGCUUUUCUACAGAGAUACAGCAAAGUAAGGGUUUCUCUUUGGAUAUUUAUUGUGGCAGUAGAAUGGGUAAAACCAACAUAUAGUCUGAAUGCAUUCAUGGCAUUUCACUGUGGAAGUUACUUGUUUACCUGGGACAAGUCAGCGGAUAUGUUUUCAAGCUCUGUGUUUUUACUUUUACAAUGAAAUUCUACCUGUUCUAAUUUGCAGUCCUUCUGGUCUCUGUCUAUGACCUUAAGCAUCUUGUGUAUGAUGCCUUAUUUUAUGCUUUAUUUGUUUCUUGCCUUUUCAGUCCAGCACUGCCCAACUGCAGUGUAUUUGGUGUAUGUCAAGAAUUCUUUCUGACACAAUGUAUUUUUCAUCUGUGAUCACAUACAUCUAGGGGGAAAUCUGUGUCCUUCUAUUAAAAGAUAAUGUUUUCAUUAUUACAGUCGUAAUUGAGCCAAGUUGAUUCCUUGUAAAUAACCUGUUUGUUAUUAUCAGAAGGUAGUGCUAUUAUGGUGUCUUGGCCUCUGUAGUGUGUGGCAUUUGUUAAUGCAGAGGGAUUUUCAAAGGCACAAAAGAGGAAUGAGGAAAUAAUUGGCUCUACAUAACCAUUAAGCAUGUGAUGGUUCUGACUUUUCAAUGUUUUGGGAAUUGGUUCAGUCCUGAAAGGUCUAUUUUCUAGAGAAUAGGGAAGGAGGGCAUCACUGAGCCCAGGAUGACCCCUGAUAGCUGAAUCCUCUAAGGUUAACCACCUAAUCAGCUUUGGAAUUGGUUGUUGGGACCAUUAGUUCAUUCCCUUUUGUUGUAUGAUUUCUAUCCUUUGAUAUAUUAGCUGUUGAUUUUCAAAUUUCUGAAGAGAGAAUCACUUAAACUGAACUGUGAAGGUGCGUUUUGCAUAUGGAUGAUGCUGACUACAAAUUCUUCUUUUUUUCCCCCACUUCAGAAUUAGAAGCAAAGUGUACAUGUGAGUUUAUGUAUAUACACACAUGCACACGCAUGCAUAUGAACAAACAUGACAAAAUUUGGUAAAUAUUUAUGCAUGCAGUGUGUGUGUGUGUAUAUAUAUACAGUUAUUUGUUAUGUUACAUUUAAAUGUGUAUACUUGUACAAAAAGAAAGGUAUACACAUUUAAAUUAUUUUCUUUCAAAAUACACUUACAUGAGCUGCAUAUCUUGUAUUUUGAAUAAAUUUCACAUAUAGUGUAAAAUUAAAAAAAAAAUGCAGACCUGCAGGUGACAGUGUUUAUGUAUUGUUGGCAGUGAAUAUCUUGCAAGGCUGAGAGGCUGUUCUCUUCUACACUGAUAGGCUAUAACUCAUUCCUUCUCCUAUUCAUAUUAGCAAGAUGAACUUCAAAGGACCUUGACUGGGGUUGUGAUCUAGUUAGCUGUGUCAAAUUCAUGCCAAAUGUGAAAAAAACAUUACAUGAGGAGUUUGGGCCUCUUCCAGACUCAGCGGGACUUAUCUCAGUGACACCAUGAGUGGCCUUAUUCUUCAGCUUCCAUGACCUGUAUGCUAUUUUAACGAGAACUAAUAUGUUAUUUUUCAUGCUAAUUAGCAUCAAUCUUUUUCAGUGUUGGAAUUUCAGUUUUUGUGUCACGCAAGGGUUGUGGAGUGCAGCUACUUCCAAGUUAUAUUACUUUUAAAAUUGGCUAUAGAUUUGAAUUGCUUGAUCUGCUGAUUAUAUUUUUCUUCUAUCUUAUUAAGAUGUUUGUUGGGAUACACUAGGAGUCACGUGUUGUCUAUAAAAAGCUGUAGAGUUUUGGUCUGUUGAUAAACAUUUGAGUAAUACAAGCUAGUCUAAGACAUACAUAACAUAAGGAAAUGCUUUGCUCUCUCUCUCUCUUUUUUUUUCCAGAAAAUAUACUGCUGUAUUAUAUGCAUAUAAUGGAAGAAGUGAAUGAAGUAUAUCUAAUUUUUUUUUUUCUUCUUUUGUGGUCUGUAAGAUAGGAUAUGCAAUCAAGGAAGCUGUCAUGUCAUAGUUCCAAGAGUGGUGAGAGUUAACACUGUGUAAACAUUAAAAAUUUACACUGUCAGAGAGCAAGUUAAGAUUUUACUAAACUGGAAUGCUGUAGGGGAGCCCUAUGUUUCUGUGCAGCAGCAGUGGAAUCAUUGUAUGAAGGGAAUAGUACAAUACUGUCACGUGUUAUAAUCACAAUCUUGUACCUUGAUAUGUCAGAGAGAGGUAUGUCCUAGAUUUUGGUAUAUCAGGGCUGGACAGACUGGCACUGUCAAUACACUUUACACAUGUGCACAGCUUCAUUUGGGCAAGUAGUCCUAUGUCAAGACUGCUUGCUCAGGUAAAAGUUAAGCCUUUGUAAAAUGGAGUUUUAAGGGCUGUUCCUGCAAUGGGGCAAACUCCAACUAGACCAAGGGCCAUUUAGUUCCUGGUCUGAUUUCAUCUUGCACCUGACUUGUUUCUCUAGAGGUGAGUUCUGGUCUGGAAGAAGAAUUUUGUGGAGGGCUGGUGGAGUUGCCCUGUUUGAUGAUGGCAGUAAGAUUUUUACCAUCUAACUAUUUUGAUGUACUUCAGAUCGACUUGCAUUUCUCAGUCAUAUGACCGUGCUUUGGUCUUGAUCCCACAGCCAGUUUCACAUGGUUGAAAUUCAAUCCAUGUGAAGGAUGGUGGAUGUUGUAGAGGUUCUGUGUGAGUAUUGAAAGCUUGCAGACCACCAAGAAGACAUUUUGGCAACACUGGAUCCAAACUCGCUUUUCUUCACUCAGACAAAUUUCCUUUUUGGAUUUCCAUGGAAGAAGCACACAAUGAUUUAAUUUUUUGAGCCAGCCAUAUGCUGAGGAUGAACAGAUUUAAAGUGCAACAACAGAGAUUGGGGUUAGAUGUUGGGAACAACUUUAUGAGGACAGAGGAAUUAAGGCACUGAAGUAAUUUCUGUGGGAAGUGGGCAGUUUUGCCGAUGGUAGAAGUCUCAAAAUGUGAUCUGAGCAACCAUGUCAGGAAUGACAUGGGAUGGCUGAUCGUGUCUUGGUCAUGGGAAAGACCAGGGGGCUUUCUGAUGUCCCCUGCAAAACUGCUGUUCUAAAAAGCUGUGAAUAGCUGAAUUAAUUGAUAUGUUAAUUAUCUAUUCAUGUACUGUUUUUUUCGACUGCCAAGAUCCACAUCUGAAUUUUCAUAGAAUGGAUCAAAAUCCUUUAAAAUGUUCAAGACUUUUCCUCACAGUCAGUUUUUCAGUUUAUCUGGAAUCCGGUCAUUUGGAUAUCAACAAGUUGGGCUGCUGCUGUCCUUCAGCAGCUAAAGCCUAAAGUCUCUGCUGCAACAUACCAAUUUACUUGCAAGUUAAUCCACCGUCAGACUUGAAUUUUACAAUUAUAGAUGAACAUAAUGUUCAAAUGUCAUGGAAAAGGCCACCAGAUGCAAUAGUGGGUUACAGGAUAACUGUGGUUCCUACAAAUGAUGGACCGACUAAAGAAUUUACUCUUUCACCUAGCACAACCCAAACUGUCUUAUCAGAUCUUAUACCUGAAAUAGAGUAUGUUGUAUCAAUAGCUUCAUAUGAUGAGGUAGAGGAGAGUCUACCUGUUUUUGGCCAACUAACAAUUCAGACAGGUGGUCCAGGCAUACCAGAAGAAAAGAAGGUUGAAGCUCAAAUACAAAAAUGCUCCAUAAGUGCAAUGACAGAUUUAGUUUUCCUGGUAGAUGGUUCAUGGAGUGUAGGGAGAAAUAACUUCAGAUAUAUUCUGGACUUCAUGGUUGCCCUUGUAUCAGCUUUCGACAUUGGGGAAGAAAAGACAAGAGUUGGAGUUGUUCAGUACAGUUCAGAUACAAGAACAGAGUUCAAUUUAAAUCAGUAUUUCAGAAGAAGUGAUCUUCUUGAUGCAAUUAAAAGGAUACCUUAUAAAGGUGGCAACACAAUGACAGGUGAAGCUAUUGAUUACCUGGUUAAAAACACUUUCACUGAGUCAGCUGGAGCAAGAAAAGGCUUUCCCAAAGUUGCAAUUGUCAUUACGGAUGGAAAAGCUCAAGACGAAGUUGAAAUUCCUGCAAGAGAGCUUCGCAACAUAGGAGUUGAAGUUUUUUCUUUAGGAAUCAAAGCAGCAGAUGCAAAAGAACUCAAGCUAAUUGCAUCUCAGCCUUCACUGAAACAUGUGUUCAAUGUGGCUAAUUUUGAUGGAAUUGUAGAUAUACAGAAUGAAAUUAUAUUGCAAGUGUGCUCUGGAGUGGAUGAACAGCUGGGUGAACUGGUUAGUGGGGAAGAAGUGGUGGAGCCUGCUUCAAAUCUAGUAGCCACUCAGAUCUCCUCAAAAUCUGUUAGGAUCACUUGGGAUCCAUCCACAAGCCAAAUAACUGGCUAUCGGGUACAGUUCAUCCCAAUGAUAGCUGGUGGAAAACAACAUGUGUUGAGUGUGGGUCCUCAGACUACUGCUCUGAAUGUUAAAGAUCUCUCUCCAGACACAGAGUAUCAAAUCAAUGUUUAUGCAAUGAAAGGACUGACCCCCAGUGAGCCGAUAACUAUAAUGGAAAAAACACAACAAGUCAAAGUUCAAGUGGAGUGCUCACGUGGUGUGGAUGUAAAAGCUGACGUUGUGUUUUUAGUGGAUGGCUCCUACAGCAUUGGUAUCGCCAAUUUUGUUAAAGUAAGAGCCUUUUUGGAAGUGUUAGUUAAAAGCUUUGAGAUAUCGCCUCGAAAAGUACAGAUAAGUCUUGUCCAGUACAGCAGAGAUCCCCAUAUGGAGUUUUCUUUGAACAGAUAUAACAGAGUGGAAGACAUAAUUCAAGCUAUUAACACCUUCCCCUACAGAGGUGGAUCUACCAACACAGGCAAAGCGAUGACAUAUGUGAGGGAGAAAGUAUUUGUUACCAGCAAAGGAUCAAGACCAAAUGUGCCAAGAGUCAUGAUUCUUAUCACUGAUGGAAAAUCAUCAGAUGCUUUUAAAGAACCUGCAAUAAAGCUGAGGGAUGCAGACGUAGAAAUAUUUGCAGUUGGUGUGAAGGAUGCAGUGCGUACAGAGUUAGAAGCAAUUGCAUCACCUCCUGCUGAAACCCAUGUUUACACAGUGGAAGAUUUUGAUGCUUUCCAAAGAAUAUCAUUUGAACUUACACAGUCUGUCUGCCUACGGAUUGAGCAGGAACUGGCUGCAAUAAGGAAAAAAUCUUACGUACCUGCAAAGAACAUGGUCUUUUCUGACGUAACAUCUGACAGUUUCAAAGUGAGCUGGUCUGCAGCUGGAUCUGAGGUUUUGUCCUAUCUCAUUAAAUAUAAAGUAGCAAUCGGCGGAGAUGAAUUCAUUGUUUCAGUCCCAGCUUCAAGUACUAGCUCAGUUCUCACCAACUUGCUGCCUGAGACUACUUAUGCAGUCAGUGUGAUUGCUGAAUAUGAAGAUGGCGAUGGCCCUCCUUUGGAUGGAGAGGAAACCACGUUAGAAGUUAAAGGUGCUCCUCGAAACUUAAGGAUAACAGAUGAAACCACUGACAGCUUUAUAGUUGGCUGGACUCCAGCUCCAGGAAAUGUUCUAAGGUACAGGCUUGUAUACAGACCACUUACUGGAGGAGAAAGGAGACAAGUGACUGUCUCAGCAAACGAAAGAUCGACUACUCUGCGGAACUUGAUUCCAGAUACAAGAUAUGAAGUGUCUGUUAUUGCUGAGUAUCAGUCUGGGCCUGGCAAUGCACUGAAUGGAUAUGCAAAAACUGAUGAAGUUCGGGGAAAUCCAAGAAAUCUGAGAGUUUCUGAUGCUACAACAUCAACAAUGAAGCUGUCUUGGAGUGCUGCUCCUGGCAAAGUGCAACAGUACUUUAUAACUUACACACCAGUCGCAGGAGGUGAAACUAAGGAAUUGACUGUGAAAGGUGACACUACCUCUAAAGUGCUGAAAGGUUUAGAUGAAGCCACUAGGUAUGCAUUGACUGUGUCUGCCUUGUACGCCUCUGGAGCAGGAGAAGCCCUUUCUGGAGAGGGAGAAACACUUGAAGAACGUGGUUCGCCUCGCAAUUUGAUUACCACAGACAUAACUGACACAACAGUUGGGUUAUCAUGGACACCAGCUCCAGGAACAGUUAAUAAUUAUAGGAUAGUGUGGAAAUCACUUUAUGAUGAUACAAUGGGAGAGAAGAGAGUCCCUGGAAAUACGGUGGAUGCAGUGCUGGAUGGCUUGGAGCCAGAGACUAAAUACAGGAUUUCAGUAUAUGCAGCCUACAGCAGUGGAGAAGGAGAUCCUGUAGAAGGAGAGGCCUUUACUGAUGUGUCACAAAGUGCCAGGACUGUGACAGUAGACAACGAGACAGAGAAUACAAUGAGAGUUUCAUGGCAGCCCUCACCUGGGAAGGUCUUGUCUUACCGCGUGUACUACCGACCACGCAGUGGAGGAAGGCAGAUGUUUGGAAAAGUAAAUGCUUCUGCCACAAGCAUAGUGUUGAAGAGACUUAAGCCUCGAACUACAUAUGACCUCAGUGUUGUUCCAAUUUAUGAUUUUGGACAAGGAAAAUCAAGAAAAGCAGAAGGAACAACAGCCUCUCCCUUUAAGCCGCCUAGAAAUUUGAGAACUUCUGAUUCAACUAUGUCCAGUUUCCGAGUAACCUGGGAGCCGGCCCCUGGGCGAGUGAAGGGGUACAAAGUUACUUUCCACCCUACUGAAGAUGACAGGAAUCUUGGAGAAUUAAUUGUGGGACCCUAUGACAGCACUGUGGUUUUGGAGGAACUUAGGGCAGGAACUACCUAUAAGGUAAAUGUUUUUGGAAUGUUUGAUGGAGGAGAAAGCAACCCCCUGGUUGGACAAGAGAUGACCACUCUUUCAGACACUACCACGGAGCCAUUUUUAUCUAGAGGUUUAGAAUGUAGAACCAGAGCAGAAGCUGAUAUCGUGCUACUGGUGGAUGGCUCAUGGAGUAUCGGGAGGCCAAAUUUUAAAACUGUCAGGAACUUCAUUUCCCGUAUUGUUGAAGUUUUUGAUAUUGGUCCUGACAAAGUACAGAUUGGUCUUGCACAGUAUAGCGGAGAUCCCAGGACAGAAUGGAAUCUCAAUGCUUACCGAACGAAAGAGGCUUUGUUAGAGGCAGUAACCAACUUACCAUACAAAGGAGGCAAUACUCUAACAGGAAUGGCCUUGGAUUUCAUCUUAAAAAACAACUUUAAACAAGAAGCAGGCUUGAGGCCCAGAGCUCGCAAAAUUGGUGUUCUCAUUACUGAUGGUAAAUCACAAGACGACGUAGUGACCCCUUCAAGAAGACUCAGAGAUGAGGGAGUAGAACUUUAUGCAAUUGGUAUUAAAAACGCAGAUGAAAAUGAAUUGAAGCAAAUUGCAACAGAUCCAGAUGACAUCCAUGCCUACAAUGUUGCAGAUUUCUCCUUUCUGGCUAGCAUUGUUGAAGAUGUAACCACAAAUUUGUGUAAUAGCGUGAAAGGUCCAGGUGAUUUGCCACCUCCUUCUAACCUAGUUAUUUCAGAGGUAACACCUCAUUCUUUCAGACUGAGAUGGAGUCCACCUCCAGAAAGUGUUGACAGAUAUCGAGUUGAAUAUUACCCUACCACUGGAGGUCCCCCUAAACAGUUUUAUGUAAGUAGGAUGGAAACUACAACAGUUUUGAAAGAUCUGACACCUGAAACAGAAUACAUUGUUAACGUGUUUUCUGUGGUAGAAGACGAAAGCAGUGAACCUCUAAUCGGCAGGGAAAUAACUUAUCCACUGUCUUCAGUUAGAAACCUGAAUGUUUAUGACAUUGGAUCAACUUCUAUGAGAGUGAGAUGGGAACCUGUCAAUGGAGCUACUGGUUAUUUGUUAACAUAUGAGCCUGUGAAUGCCACAGUCCCAACCACAGAGAAAGAGAUGCGUGUUGGACCAUCAGUGAAUGAGGUUCAGCUGGUAGACCUCAUCCCCAAUACUGAGUACACUUUAACAGCUUAUGUAUUGUAUGGUGAUAUCACCAGUGACCCGCUCACCUCGCAGGAAGUGACAUUACCUCUGCCUGGGCCAAGAGGUGUGACAAUUAGGGAUGUUACUCACAGCACCAUGAAUGUCCUUUGGGAUCCUGCCCCAGGGAAAGUCCGAAAAUACAUCAUAAGAUACAAAAUUGCUGAUGAAGCUGAUGUAAAGGAGGUGGAAAUUGACAGACUCAAAACCAGCACUACUCUUACUGACCUUUCUUCCCAAAGACUGUAUAAUGUGAAGGUUGUUGCUGUGUAUGAUGAAGGGGAAUCUCUACCAGUAGCUGCAGAGGCUGUUACUCAGCCUGUGCCAUCACCAGUCAAUCUGAGAAUCACAGAGAUAACCAAGAAUAGUUUUAGAGGAACUUGGGAUCAUGGAGCUCCAGAUGUUUCUCUCUAUAGAAUAACCUGGGGACCAUAUGGUAGAUCCGAAAAAGCAGAGAGUAUUGUAAAUGGAGAUGUCAACAGUCUGCUCUUUGAAAAUCUGAACCCAGAUACAUUGUAUGAAGUCUCGGUUACUGCCAUUUAUCCUGAUGAAUCAGAAAGUGAUGACUUGAUUGGCAGUGAACGAACAUUACCCUUGGUACCUAUUACAACACCAGCUCCAAAGAGUGGUCCACGAAACCUUCAAGUGUACAAUGCAACUUCACACAGUUUGACUGUAAAGUGGGAUCCUGCCAGUGGUCGAGUGCAGAGAUACAAGAUCAUUUACCAGCCUAUCAAUGGAGAUGGCCCAGAACAAUCGACCAUGGUUGGUGGGCGACAGAACAGUGUAGUAAUACAGAAGCUGCAGCCUGAUACACCAUAUGCUAUUACUGUAUCAUCGAUGUAUGCGGAUGGUGAAGGAGGUCGAAUGACAGGACGAGGCAGAACCAAACCUCUCACUACUGUGAAGAACAUGCUAGUUUAUGACCCGACCACCAGUACUCUGAAUGUGCGUUGGGAUCAUGCAGAAGGAAAUCCUCGCCAGUACAAAGUGUUUUAUAGACCUACAGCUGGAGGUGCAGAAGAAAUGACCACAGUACCAGGAAACACAAACUAUGUUAUCCUCAGAUCUCUUGAACCCAACACACCUUACACUGUAACUGUGGUUCCAGUUUUCCCAGAAGGGGAUGGUGGACGUACAACUGAUACUGGAAGAACUUUGGAGAGAGGAACACCAAGAAACAUUCAAGUUUACAAUCCCACACCAAACAGCAUGAAUGUUCGAUGGGAGCCUGCUCCAGGUCCGGUACAGCAAUACAGAGUUAAUUACUCUCCACUAUCUGGCCCAAGACCAUCAGAAUCUAUUGUGGUACCAGCCAACACUCGUGAUGUGAUGCUGGAACGCUUAACUCCUGACACUGCUUACUCAAUAAAUGUUAUAGCUCUGUAUGCAGAUGGAGAAGGAAAUCCAAGCCAAGCGCAGGGAAGAACAUUGCCUCGCAGUGGGCCAAGGAAUCUGAGAGUGUUCGAUGAGACAACAAACAGCCUUUCUGUACAAUGGGACCAUGCUGAUGGGCCAGUCCAGCAGUACAGAAUCAUCUAUUCACCCACUGUGGGAGAUCCUAUUGAUGAAUAUACAACAGUUCCUGGCAUAAGAAAUAAUGUCAUACUACAACCACUGCAAUCAGAUACGCCGUAUAAAAUAACUGUUGUGGCUGUGUAUGAAGACGGAGAUGGUGGACAGUUGACUGGAAAUGGAAGAACUGUUGGCCUGCUUCCUCCUCAGAAUAUAUAUAUAACUGAUGAAUGGUAUACACGAUUCAGAGUUUCUUGGGAUCCUUCACCAUCCCCUGUUCUUGGCUAUAAAAUUGUAUACAAGCCUGUGGGUUCAAAUGAGCCCAUGGAGGUUUUUGUGGGGGAAGUGACAUCCUACACCUUGCAUAAUCUGUCUCCCAGUACUACUUAUGAUGUGAAUGUUUAUGCCCAGUACGACUCCGGAAUGAGCAUACCUUUGACAGAUCAAGGCACUACAUUAUACUUGAACGUCACCGACCUAACAACUUACAAAAUUGGCUGGGAUACUUUCUGUAUCCGAUGGUCACCUCACCGGUCAGCAACUUCCUACAGACUAAAGCUGAACCCAGCUGAUGGAUCCAGAGGACAGGAAAUUACAGUACGUGGAUCAGAAACAAGCCAUUGUUUUACUGGCCUCUCACCAGACACAGAAUACAAUGCAACUGUCUUUGUUCAGACCCCUAACCUUGAGGGUCCUCCAGUCUCUGUGAGGGAACAUACGGUCCUCAAACCUACAGAGGCACCAACUCCACCGCCUACGCCUCCUCCACCUCCCACAAUCCCUCCAGCUCGGGAUGUAUGCAGAGGUGCUAAAGCAGACAUAGUGUUCUUGACUGAUGCUUCCUGGAGUAUUGGUGAUGAUAACUUCAACAAAGUAGUAAAGUUUGUUUUUAAUACAGUAGGAGCCUUUGACUUGAUUAAUCCUGCUGGAAUCCAGGUUUCAUUUGUGCAGUACAGCGAUGAAGCAAAAUCUGAGUUUAAACUGAAUACAUUUGAUGACAAGGCUCAAGCCCUGGGAGCUCUUCAAAAUGUUCAAUACAGAGGAGGAAACACACGGACAGGCAAAGCCCUAACAUUUAUCAAAGAAAAGGUUUUGACUUGGGAGAGCGGCAUGAGACGAGGUGUUCCCAAGGUACUUGUUGUUGUCACAGAUGGUCGAUCACAGGAUGAGGUGAGGAAAGCAGCAACGGUCAUACAGCACUCUGGCUUCAGUGUCUUUGUGGUUGGUGUGGCUGAUGUGGAUUACAAUGAGCUGGCCAAGAUUGCCAGUAAGCCCAGUGAACGUCAUGUAUUUAUUGUUGAUGACUUUGAUGCAUUUGAAAAGAUUCAAGAUAACCUCGUCACCUUUGUGUGUGAGACAGCUACCUCAACUUGUCCUCUUAUUUACUUGGAAGGAUAUACUUCACCUGGUUUCAAGAUGUUGGAAUCAUAUAAUCUGACAGAGAAGCAUUUUGCUUCUGUGCAAGGUGUAUCACUGGAAUCAGGUUCUUUCCCAAGCUAUGUAGCAUAUAGACUCCACAAAAAUGCCUUUGUCAGCCAGCCAAUACGGGAGAUUCACCCAGAGGGACUGCCACAGGCAUACACUAUCAUCAUGUUAUUCCGUCUUCUGCCUGAAUCCCCCAGUGAACCUUUUGCUAUUUGGCAGAUUACAGACAGAGAUUACAAGCCACAAGUUGGAGUUGUGCUUGAUCCUGGCAGCAAAGUGUUGUCAUUCUUUAACAAGGAUACAAGGGGAGAAGUUCAAACUGUAACUUUUGAUAAUGAUGAAGUAAAGAAAAUCUUUUAUGGAAGCUUCCACAAGGUUCAUAUUGUUGUCACUUCAUCAAAUGUUAAGAUUUACAUUGACUGCAGUGAAAUACUGGAAAAGCCAAUUAAGGAGGCUGGGAAUAUCACAACUGAUGGCUAUGAAAUACUUGGGAAACUUCUGAAAGGUGACCGGAGAUCAGCAACAUUAGAAAUCCAGAAUUUUGACAUUGUGUGCAGUCCAGUUUGGACUAGCAGAGACAGAUGCUGUGAUCUUCCUUCUAUGAGAGAUGAAGCAAAAUGUCCAGCUCUUCCAAAUGCUUGCACCUGUACUCAAGACAGUGUGGGACCUCCAGGACCCCCUGGACCUGCUGGUGGCCCAGGUGCUAAAGGUCCUAGAGGUGAAAGGGGUUUGACUGGAUCAUCUGGGCCACCUGGUCCUCGUGGUGAGACAGGUCCUCCAGGUCCUCAAGGCCCUCCAGGUCCUCAGGGUCCCAACGGGCUUUCAAUCCCAGGAGAACCGGGUCGGCAAGGAAUGAAAGGUGAUGCUGGCCAGCCUGGACUACCAGGACGAUCAGGAACCCCAGGCUUACCUGGUCCACCUGGCCCAGUGGGACCUCCAGGUGAAAGGGGUUUCACAGGAAAAGAUGGUCCCACAGGUCCCAGAGGCCCACCAGGACCAGCGGGUGCCCCAGGAGUUCCAGGAGUUGCUGGUCCAAGUGGAAAGCCAGGGAAACCAGGAGACCGUGGGACACCAGGUACACCUGGAAUGAAGGGAGAAAAGGGUGACAGAGGUGACAUUGCUUCUCAGAACAUGAUGCGAGCAGUUGCAAGACAAGUUUGUGAACAAUUGAUAAAUGGCCAAAUGAGCCGAUUCAAUCAAAUGUUGAAUCAAAUCCCGAACGAUUAUUAUUCAAAUCGCAACCAGCCAGGGCCACCAGGACCACCUGGUCCUCCAGGAGCUGCUGGGACAAGAGGAGAGCCUGGACCUGGAGGGAGACCAGGAUUCCCAGGACCUCCUGGGGUCCAAGGACCACCUGGUGAAAGAGGAAUGCCUGGAGAGAAAGGUGAAAGAGGGACUGGAUCUCAAGGACCACGAGGUUUGCCAGGACCACCUGGUCCACAGGGAGAAUCCAGAACAGGUCCACCAGGCUCCACAGGAUCACGAGGACCACCCGGGCCUCCAGGUCGUCCUGGAAAUGCGGGUAUUCGAGGUCCUCCAGGGCCACCAGGAUAUUGUGAUUCAUCCCAGUGUGCUAGCAUUCCUUACAAUGGCCAAGGAUUCCCAGAACCAUACGUUCCUGAAAGCGGACCCUAUCAGCCUGAAGGUGAACCCUUCAUAGUCCCUAUGGAGUCAGAACGGAGAGAGGACGAGUAUGAGGACUAUGGAGUUGAAAUGCAUUCACCAGAGUACCCUGAGCACAUGCGCUGGAAAAGAUCGCUGUCAAGAAAAGCAAAAAGAAAGCCAUAAAAGAUCUGUCUUGUUUUGUGUUUUUUUCUUGGGGAGGGAGGGGGUUGAUUGGUGGUAUUGGUUUUGCUAUACUUGCAUUUGCAGAUACACACAGGGAGAGUGCAUCAUUUGUUUGGCAAUCCUAUGGCUUUCUGGUCUUCUCAUAUCAGACGCGCCCUUGUUCUGUAUCUUGCUUGUGUGGGGAUAGCAAUAUGUGUAACUAGCAACUUCGUUGUGCUCUGGACAUGCUUGUAAAAUACUAUUGCUUACAGGGGCUGCGUACAGGUUAAUAUCUGCAUUCAGUUAUCCCAGGGCUGCCUUUUCCUUAAAGUAAUGUUAAAAAAAAGAAAAAAAAAAAAAAAAAAAAAAAAAAAGAAAAAAAGAAGAAAGAAAACCAAAAAACCAAAACAAAAAUAACCACAGAGCUGCUGCAAGUUUUUUGAGGACUGUCUGCUUUAGCUCUACGUUUUUCUUCUUUUUCAAAUGCAUGUUUUCAGUUCAGUCAGGUCACAAGUCUGCAUUAUCUAGCUGAAUAAGAAAGAAGCCCAAACUUCUCUAUCCUUCCAAUAUCACUGUCAUUUUCUUCUAUUCUUAGUUACACUUUGCAGAGCAUAUACUGCUCUUAUACAUCUCCUUUAAACACCACAAACAUUAAGUAGCUGAAAUCUUUGUAUCAACUGGAUACAGUUUAAUAAUGCCUGAAAUCUCCUUGUUUGUAGACACAGCAACAUUUAUGCCAAAUUGCAGUCAAUCCUGCAGAGAUGGAAUUGCAUGUGUAUGUUGUAUAUUUAGUAUGGAAUUUGUUUUUCAGAAUACAAUGUUUCAUAGUUAUCGAAAGCAGUUGGAAAUUGUUUGCAAGACUAUGGAUAUAGAAUUGCUGCUUUUAUAUUUUAACUGCAAAUUGUGAAUUUCACUGCCUUAUAUUAUUUAUUUCUGAAAUGAAAGAGGCAUUUUUCAAUAAAACUACUGAAAAUUUA
Molecule: messenger RNA, 15234 nt
Organism: Gallus gallus (chicken)
Lineage: Eukaryota; Metazoa; Chordata; Aves; Galliformes; Phasianidae
Gene: COL12A1
Product: collagen type XII alpha 1 chain
Exons: 65
Coding region: 5036-14278 (3080 amino acids)
Molecular function (GO): protein binding
Source: RefSeq, a predicted model, not a curated record